GCUGCUGCUGCAUUGUGGGAAGCGGCCGCCUGAGCCGGACCCACCUCACUCUCCGCCGCCGUCGCCGCCACCGCCCAGACCGACUUCUACAUCAGCCGCUGCCGCCAUCGCCAUGGGAGCUGUUACCGACGAUGAAGUUAUUCGAAAGCGACUUUUAAUUGAUGGAGAUGGCGCAGGUGACGACAGACGAAUUAAUUUGUUGGUGAAGAGUUUCAUCAAGUGGUGUAACUCUGGAUCUCAAGAAGAAGGCUAUACCCAGUACCAAAGGAUGCUGAGCACUCUGUCACAAUGUGAAUUUUCAAUGGGCAAAACCUUACUUGUGUACGAUAUGAACCUCAGAGAAAUGGAAAACUAUGAAAAAAUUUACAAAGACAUAGAAAAUAGUAUUGCUGCAGCACAUGAAAAAAUUGCUGAAUGCAAAAAGCAGAUUCUUCAGGCAAAAAGAAUACGAAAAAAUCGCCAAGAAUAUGAUGCUUUGGCUAAAGUAAUACAGCAUCAUCCAGAUAGGCAUGAAACACUGAAGCAGUUAGAAGCUCUAGGAAAAGAACUGCAACAUCUUUCUCACAUCAAAGAAAAUGUUGAAGAUAAACUGGAGUUGAGACGAAAGCAAUUUCAUGUUCUUCUGAGCACCAUCCAUGAACUUCAGCAAACACUGGAAAAUGAUGAAAAGCUUUCAGAUGCAGAAGAAUCCUCAGAUACUCCAAUGGAAGCAGAAGAUAAGCAAUAGAUGGGCUCUGGAUGUAAUCACUUGGAACAUUUUUUUCUGAAAAAUAUGAAUAUAUAAGGAUUUUUUUGUUUGUGUCCAAAAGAGAAACUAAAUAAUGCUUGCAUUGGUAGGAAUUUGUCUUUGAAAUACCCUUUUACUUUUUUAUACAAAAAGUUCUUAGAAUUGCUGUAAUAAAGUUUUGGAUUUUCA
Hemicordylus capensis (graceful crag lizard) is the source of this 916-nucleotide messenger RNA. It is a transcript of the gene THOC7, whose product is annotated as THO complex subunit 7. The record is from RefSeq and is a predicted model, not a curated record. Lineage: Eukaryota; Metazoa; Chordata; Lepidosauria; Squamata; Cordylidae. Gene Ontology annotation, biological process: mRNA export from nucleus; mRNA processing. The transcript is spliced from 8 exons. Gene Ontology annotation, cellular component: THO complex part of transcription export complex. Bases 113 to 727 code for a protein of 204 amino acids.